CCGGCGACUUCACACCUGCCCACACGCCCACACCUAGCGGCAAGCAGUGCUGUCGAACGGAUCGAUCCAAGUAGUUGAGAGAGGAUUCCAAGUUUCAACUUCAUCGGCUCACAACGAUCGGCUGGCUGGCACAAUGACGACUGACUUGGAGUCACCGAAGAAUGGCAAACACCUGGAGCAGGUGGGCCACAACAACAAUGAAAUCACGGAGAGCGAGCCACUGACCUGGCGCUUCUGGCGCAAACAGCGUUACAUUGUGGUGCUCCUCGCCUUCUUUGGCUUCUUCAAUGUGUACUCUCUCCGGGUGAACCUGUCGGUGGCCAUAGUGGCUAUGACCGAGAACCGUACGGUUGUGGAUGGCGAUGGUAAUAUAUCCUAUGAGCAGGACUUCCCCUGGGACUCCAAGCAGAAGGGCUUGAUCCUCAGCUCCUUCUUCUAUGGUUAUAUACUGACGCAGUUCCUGGGCGGAUACAUUGGCACCCGGAUCGGUGGCAACUUGGUAUUUGGCACUGGCAUCGGCAGCACUGCCAUUUUGACUUUGCUCACUCCCUUGGCUGCCACUCACAGCUUGGAGAUGUUCCUGGCCGUCCGUAUUAUCGAGGGCUUCUUCGAGGGCGUCACCUUCCCGGGCAUCCAUGCAGUGUGGGCCCGGUGGUCACCGCCUCUGGAGCGUUCCCGCAUGGCGUCUAUUGCAUUUGCCGGAAAUUAUGCUGGAACAGUGGUGGCAAUGCCUUGCUCCGGAUUCCUGGCCACUAAAUACGGCUGGCAGAGUGUGUUCUAUGUAUUCGGAGCUAUCGGCGUGGCCUGGUACAUCAUCUGGUUGAUCUUUGUGAAGGCCGGACCUGAGUUGGAUCGUUUUUGCUCGAAGGAGGAGUGUGAGUACAUUCAGAAGACCAUCGGAUAUGUAGGCACCAAGCACAUCAAGCAUCCCUGGAAAUCCAUCUUCACGUCGAUGGCCUUCUAUGCCAUCAUGGCCUCUCACUUCUCGGAGAACUGGGGCUUCUACACCCUGCUCACCCAGCUUCCAAGCUUCCUCAAGGAUACGCUCAACUUUGACCUGGGCAAAACGGGCAUCCUGUCGGCCGUGCCCUAUCUGGCCAUGGGCAUCCUCUUGGCCGUUUCCGGCUAUCUGGCCGAUUGGCUGCAGGUGAAGGGCAUCUGGACGACCACUCAGGUGCGGCGCAACUUCAACUGCGGCGCCUUCCUGGCCCAAACGGUGUUCAUGAUGCUGACGGCCUAUCUGCUGGAUCCCACCUGGUCGGUGGUCUGCCUGACCAUUGCCGUGGGCCUGGGUGCCUUCGCCUGGUCCGGAUUCGCGGUCAAUCACCUGGAUAUAGCCCCGCAGCAUGCCAGUGUGCUGAUGGGCAUUGGCAACACAUUCGCCACUAUUCCGGGCAUCGUGAGUCCACUGCUCACCGGCUACGUGGUUGUGGAGCAGACCAGCGAAGAGUGGCGCAUCAUCUUCUUCAUUUCGGCGGGAAUCUAUCUGAUUGGCUGCGUCAUCUAUUGGUUCUACUGCUCCGGUGAGCUGCAGGAAUGGGCCAAGACGCCCGAGCAGAAGGCCCAGGAGGCCGAGGAGAAGGCCCAGCUGCAACUGACCCAGACAGCUGGGUUCGUCAAUACCGCCGCCGAGCUUAAGGACUAACUAACUAGAUAGUUGAGGUUGCUCCAAUCGAGCGAAGCGUCACCACCAUCAUGAAUUUUGUGCCCUAGUAUUUGUCAUUUGUUAUGUUUUUUGUGAUGCUAGCAAUAUGCACACCAUUGUGUCUAUAUUUAUGUAUGUUAAUCAAAUGAGUAUUUCUCGACACUCGCCGCGAGUGUGUCUGCGAAUAAACAAGGCAUUUUAUUACAAAUA
Messenger RNA from Drosophila serrata, 1855 nucleotides. It is a transcript of the gene MFS9, whose product is annotated as major facilitator superfamily transporter 9. Gene Ontology annotation, molecular function: transmembrane transporter activity. The record is from RefSeq and is a predicted model, not a curated record. NCBI's taxonomy places the organism in Eukaryota, Metazoa, Arthropoda, Insecta, Diptera, Drosophilidae. Gene Ontology annotation, cellular component: membrane. Gene Ontology annotation, biological process: transmembrane transport; monoatomic anion transport.